Molecule: messenger RNA, 531 nt
Organism: Acanthoscelides obtectus
Lineage: Eukaryota; Metazoa; Arthropoda; Insecta; Coleoptera; Chrysomelidae
Source: the annotation of a GenBank genome assembly
AUGCCUACAAUUAUUGAUUUCAUUGCCGGUAAAUCGUUCUUCCCGUCCACAAUCCUCUCCGAGGCGCCCAUCCUGAGCACCGUAAAAUCCAAUGCUGUCCACCCCAUGCCAUUUAGGCGAGCCGUUUGGCGGGCUCAAAGUAAAUCAAAACAGCGAAGAAAGUUCCAUUACGAGAAUAGCUCAGGUACAGUACCGCGCAAUGAAAGAUUGGAAGAUGAAAGGAGUAUCUGCAAGUUGCUGUUGCUGCUGAGUUUUUUCGGCGUCGGAGGGAGAGUUUCCGCGGCCAUCAGAAGCAGGAAAAGGGAGAUACGGACCAGAGAGGCGGUUAUAUAUGCUCUACAGCCGGAGCAGUGUACGUGUAAUUGUCCACCAUCAGACGGCGACUGUGAAGAUUGCGAGGAGUGUCCAAGGCAACUGGGAGAGCCUUGCACUGCACAAAAGCCUUGUGAUCCCCAAAAGAGCCUUAGUCGGCAGGUAUUCCCUGCGUCGUUUACAACAAAACCUAUGAACAUGGCGAGACAUUUACUUUAG